AUGUGGACUAUUUUCGUUACAAUUAUUCUACUUGGUUCAAGAAUCGAAGCCAUACCGCGGACUGAUGUAACUGUUUCAGGUUUGUCGUCGGGUGCUGCGAUGACAGCUCAGCUGCACCUCGUUUAUUCAUCAACAAUCAGCGGCAGUGGUGUUCUUGCUGGUCCUCCCUAUUAUUGUGCUCGAGGCAAUUCGAAGAAUGUUGACGAAUGUCUGUACGGCCCAGCAAAAUCAAUUCCUGUCGAAACACUCAUCCGCCAAUUACAAUCAUACGCUUCUGCUGGUACAGCUGAUCCAACAUCGAAUAUUAAAAAUGAUCCUGUCUACAUAUUUACUGGUAAGUAUGAUCCCGUCGUUUUUCCUGAUGUUGUUAAACUCAAUACAAAAGUGUUUUUAUCGUUCGGUGCGAAUAUCAAGCCAAAUUAUGAAAUGCACGCGACUCACGGAUAUGCGACAGAAAAUUUUGGUGGACCUUGUGAGAUUCCCGAUCUAAAAUAUUUUAUUAAUAAUUGUUCGUUCAAUUUGGCUUAUGAUGUAUUAAAUCAUAUAUUUGGUGGAAAUCUGACUAAACCCGGGCAAACAGUACCACUAACUGGUCAGUUUAUAACUUUCGAUCAACCUGCACUAAUGAGUCCAGAAUCUGUUGAGAUACGUGGCGUACGCUGCAAGAGUAUUUUUUCCUAUUGGGCAAAUUGGCUAAAAGUACCGAUAGGAACAUCUAAACUUCCUGGUUUAGUUGACAUUACAUCGACGAAUUCUUCUAGUUUCGACAAAGAAGGUUACGUUUAUUAUCCAACAAAUUGUGUGAAAGAAAAGAAAUGUCCAAUUCAUGUAGCUCUCCAUGGAUGUUUACAAGGGAAAUGGCGCAUUGGUGAUGUCUUCGCGAAGAAAACGGGUUAUUUAGAAGUGGCUGAACUCAAUAAUAUUAUUAUAAUAUUUCCACAAAUUAUAGCAUCGCAUGUCAAUCCGUCAAAUAAAGAAGGCUGUUGGGAUUGGUGGGGCUAUAGUUCUCCUAACUAUGCUAAUAAGCUGGGUAUAGAAAUGGCAGGUGUGAAGAAAAUGAUCGACAGUUUCAGAUCUAUUAAUACUGCUUUACAUCCUUUCGAGAAAUAA
This is a messenger RNA of Adineta ricciae, 1110 nucleotides long. The record is from the annotation of a GenBank genome assembly. NCBI's taxonomy places the organism in Eukaryota, Metazoa, Rotifera, Eurotatoria, Adinetida, Adinetidae.